AUGAAAAAGAUAAUAAAAGAUGGAAUACUUGCUGAAACUGGAUCACCGUAUUUCAGCUGUUUGGCCUCUGAUAAAGCAAACAGAACCACCGGAUUCGAUAUGAUUAACAGCGGAUACAAUGCUCAGUACAAUCUCAUGGCCACAUGUGCGCUUGAAGAUGCAACUACAGUUAACGCUGGAGUAGGCCCUAUUUUCGACACUGAUUGUGAUUUGUGCGCAAAUGCAUGUUACGAAGUCAGUAAACCUGAAGAUUGCGUCGCCGUUUGCAUGGGCACUUUUCAAGAGCGGCACUGUCCAAACAAUACUCGAACAACCUAUUUGAUCAGCUACGGGGCUGAUGCUUCCAUCGGACAGGCAACAAGAAAGGGCAGAGUUUACAAAAGCCGAUACUUUGACUCCUAUCCCUUCCCAUUAACCUGUGGUGCUUAUUGCUUGUCUGAAAUUUAUAUUCCAGAAUAA
Messenger RNA from Oikopleura dioica, 459 nucleotides. The record is from the annotation of a GenBank genome assembly. NCBI's taxonomy places the organism in Eukaryota, Metazoa, Chordata, Appendicularia, Copelata, Oikopleuridae.